AUGGCUUGGCCGUACUCCAAAAAAGGAAAGCUUCGGUCUUGGCUGAGGUUCUUGUAAGAUUUUAGUUCAAUAUAUUUCUUGAUGUCGGUUUCAUAAGGCGUCUGUACAAUUUUUUUAGAGAGGAUUCUCUGCUGAACCAUGGGAAAAUUGAAGAAUUUUUCAUCGAUCCGAAGUCUGUCGUUGAUCAAGAACGGCGAAUAGAUCAUUUGGCCUUUUUUUUUGUUGUAGCGGACGAGUUUUGAGCGUUUCGACGUUCAGCUGCAUCCGUGUUCCCCAUUAGAUUUCAGAAAAGAAGUCAUUGAAAAAAAAUUCUGAUUUCAAUCUAACAAAAGUCUUUCAAAAGCUUUACUCUGACCAGAUCAUAUCUAAGCUCACAAAUAUUUUUUGAAAAAACAAAUUGUUUUUCGUGACCACAGGGACAGGAUCUAUAUACCCUUCAAAAAAAAUGAACUCGAUCGGAGACUAUGAAAUUUUCGCCUUUUGAGGGUCCAUAACUUUUUUCACGGACGUAUAUGGCAGCUUUUGAGACCGGAUUUGGAAUCAGCAUAAAAAAAUACAUCUAGAAAACGUGGUGUCAUUCAGAAGUCCCACUGAGAGCUGAGACCAUUCCCUGGUGAGCUUAGAGCUGAUUCAAAAUGGUUCUGAUCCAACUGUAAAAAGAGAGUUUCAAUAAGUUGAGUAAAUAAGUCCCCAAGUCGUCCCGUCGCCAUGGACCGAGUAAACAGCCGCCGACGCAGACUAACACGUCUCAUUAUUUCGGACGCUACUUGUAUAACACGGCUGACCGCCGUCCCCGGGCAUGUCAGCCGCGCAGAAGGCGUCGCUCGGCCCGCCGAAAGAGGAGAAGAGAAGCGAGAAGGAGAGCUCCAGCCGGCUUGA
Caenorhabditis auriculariae is the source of this 879-nucleotide messenger RNA. The record is from the annotation of a GenBank genome assembly. Lineage: Eukaryota; Metazoa; Nematoda; Chromadorea; Rhabditida; Rhabditidae.